GUGGAGGCUGCGGGCGGUGACAGGUCGGGUCCGCUGUCCGGGCUGAGGCCAUGAGGAGGAGGUAGAAGGGGGCGAGGAUGCUGUUCCGCAACCGCUUCCUGCUGCUGCUGGCGCUGGCCGCCCUGCUCGCCUUCCUGAGCCUCAGCCUGCAGUUCUUUCACUUGAUCCCCGUGUCCCCGGCUAAGAAUGGCGGCAACGGCAAGAGUCGCAAGAGGAUCCUGGCCCACCCCGCGACCGAGCCCCCCGCGGCGGACCCCGUGUACGAGGCCCUGCUCUACUGCAACAUCCCCAGCGUGGCCGAGCACAGCAUGGAAGGUCACGCCCCCCACCAUUUCAAGCUGGUCUCGGUGCACGCGUUCAUCCGCCACGGGGACCGCUACCCCCUCUACCCCAUCCCCAAAACCAAGCGGCCCGACAUCGACUGCACCCUGGUGGCCAACAGGAAACCCUAUCACCCCAAGCUGGAAGCGUUCGUCAGCCACAUGUCCAAGGGAUCUGGAGCCUCUUUCGAAAGCCCCUUAAACUCCCUGCCUCUGUACCCUAACCAUCCUCUGUGUGAGCUGGGGGAGCUCACGCAGACAGGAGUCGUGCAGCACCUGCGGAACGGCCAGCUGCUGCGGGACGUCUACCUGAAGAAGCACCAGCUCCUGCCCGACGACUGGUCGGCCGCCCAGCUCUACCUGGAGACCACGGGCAAGAGCCGCACCCUGCAGAGCGCGCUGGCCCUGCUCUACGGCUUCCUCCCGGACUUCGACUGGACCAAGAUCCGCUUCCGCCACCAGCCCAGCACCCUGUUCUGCUCGGGGAGCUGCCACUGCCCGGCGAGGAACCAGUUCCUGGAGCGGGAGCAGCGCCGCCAGUACCUGCUGCGGCUGCGCAACGGCCUGCUGGACAGGACGUACGGCGAGAUGGCCCGCAUCGUGGACGUGCCCGCCAGGCAGCUGCGCGCCGCCAACCCCAUCGACGCCAUGCUCUGCCACUUCUGCCACAACGUCAGCUUCCCCUGCACCCCGAGCGGCUGCCUGGGCAUGGAGCACUUCAGGGUGAUCAAGGCCCACCAGCUGGAGGACGAGAGGGAGAGGCGGGAGAAGAAGCUCUACCUGGGCUACGCGCUGCUGGGCGCCCACCCCGUCCUCAACCACACCGUGGACCGCCUGCGGCGCGCGGCCCGCGGCGGCACGGGGGAGCUCUUCGCCCUCCACUCCGCCCACGACGUCACCCUGUCCCCGCUCCUCAGUGCCUUGGGCCUGGCCGAGGCCAGGUUCCCCAGGUUCGCCGCCAGGCUCAUCUUCGAGCUCUGGCGGGACCGGGAGCGGCCCGGCGAGCACUCGGUCCGCGUGCUCUACGACGGCGUGGACGUCACGUUCCUCACCUCCUUCUGCAGGGACCACCCCAGGCGCCCCCCCAGGCCCAUGUGCCCCCUGGAGAACCUGGUCCGCUUCGUCCAGAGGGACAUGUUCCUGGCCCUCGACGGCGGCAGUACCAGUUAUUUCGAGGCGUGCCACAGAGAAGGAGCGUGAAGGGGGUGCUCGGUGGCAGCACCGCGGGGCCGGGGCUCGCGGGCAAGGCAGGGAAGGGUCUGCUUGUCGUUCUGUUUUGGAAGGUUUCCAAGUCUUUAACGUUGUUGUUGUUGUUGUUCCCUAUGUGCCAGU
This is a messenger RNA of Perognathus longimembris pacificus (Pacific pocket mouse), 1652 nucleotides long. It is a transcript of the gene Pxylp1, whose product is annotated as 2-phosphoxylose phosphatase 1. The record is from RefSeq and is a predicted model, not a curated record. Gene Ontology annotation, biological process: dephosphorylation; chondroitin sulfate proteoglycan biosynthetic process; glycosaminoglycan biosynthetic process. Gene Ontology annotation, molecular function: phosphatase activity. Gene Ontology annotation, cellular component: Golgi apparatus. NCBI's taxonomy places the organism in Eukaryota, Metazoa, Chordata, Mammalia, Rodentia, Heteromyidae.